Messenger RNA from Helianthus annuus (common sunflower), 2779 nucleotides. RefSeq names its product patatin-like protein 2. The record is from RefSeq and is a predicted model, not a curated record. Gene Ontology annotation, biological process: lipid metabolic process. Lineage: Eukaryota; Viridiplantae; Streptophyta; Magnoliopsida; Asterales; Asteraceae. Bases 61 to 1005 code for a protein of 314 amino acids. Gene Ontology annotation, molecular function: glycerophospholipase activity; monoacylglycerol lipase activity. The transcript is spliced from 5 exons.
AAAACACAAAGAGCUGUCACUAACAAUAAUACACAAAUAAGCAAAACAUACAUCACUGUGAUGGAGAGAAAGCCCCCAGUUUAUGGGAAGUUGAUCACAGUCCUUAGCAUUGAUGGUGGUGGAGUUAGAGGUCUAAUCCCAGCUACAAUCCUUGAAUUUCUUGAAGGUGAACUUCAGAAAUUAGACGGUGAAGAUGCAAGAAUCGCAGACUAUUUUGAUAUAAUUGCUGGGACAAGUACCGGUGGUCUCAUCACUGCGAUGUUAGCCGCUCCAAAUGAGCAUAGGCGCCCUCUAUUCAAGGCUAAAGAAAUCAUAGAUUUCUAUCUUCAUAUGUGCCCCAAGAUCUUCCCUCAACACUGGUGCUAUACUUUUAUAAGAAGAUUAAAGAGCUUAAUUAGAGGGCCAAUGUAUGAUGGAAAAUGCCUACAUGACUUCAUAAGGAAGAAACUUGUUGACACCAGAUUAGGAGAUACAUUAACUAAUGUAGUUAUUCCUACCUUUGACAUCGAAAGACUCAAACCAACUAUCUUUUCAAGCAUUGAGGUGAACGAAAAACCAUACAUGAACGCCUACCUAUCCGAUAUUUGCAUAGCAACAUCUGCGGCACCAACUUAUCUUCCUCCUCAUUAUUUUGAGACCAGUCAAGGUGGAAAGAAGCAUAAAUUUGACCUAAUUGAUGGUGGUGUGGCAUUAAAUAAUCCGACUCAUAUUGCAAUGAGAGAACUUUCCGAACAAUUCCAUCGUAAAAACCUUGAUUUUCCCAUCCUCAUAUCUUCUUCGGAGUAUGCUCGCUUUGUGGUGUUAUCUUUAGGGACAGGCGUAUGCAACAUUCAAGGGAAAUAUAAAGCAAGUGAGGCUAAAAAGUGGGGUUUGUUAGGAUGGUUUGCACCAUUACUUGAUAUUUUUACAAGUGCUGAUAGUGAUAUGGACGAUUUCCAUCUUUCUUCUGUCUUCAAAACCCAUAACGCCCAAAACAAUUACCUACGCAUUCAGGUGGUCUUUUAACUACACACUUCCUUCAUAUAUCGACACACAUGAAAGCAUAAAACUGAUUAAUCAUAUGUGAAAACAUUCGGUGGUAAAUGAAUACAAAAACGUUUUCUUUUCUUCGCUUUGAGAGGUUACAAUCAUGCAUGAAUUAGAGAGAAUGCAUACUAAAUCCAUACAUUCAUUACAUUUAAAGGAUUAAUCUACAUGGGUAUUUAAAGUGUGGGAUGCCUUGAGGAAGAAAACAUCAGAAACACCAUAACUUAGGAUAGUAACAUAAUAAUAUACCCAUGGCAUUAUUGCUUAGUGGUAUCUUGGGGGUGGGAUAAGCCUUAUGACCAUUAGGUCAUUGGUUCGAUUCCCAUAAAGGGAGUUUUUCCCAGAUUUAUUGGGUUUCCUCCUGAAUUGGUGUAUAGGCAUUAUUGCCUACUGUGGAUGGAUAUGAUCGGGUGGUUCUGCUGGUGGCACGAUAAUACUCCAGUGGUCCAUCAUUAUAGCCUACUAACAUUUGGUGGGUGUGAUAACACUUAGGAACAAUUAGGUCCUGAGUGUAGGACAACAAUUCACAAAAUAAAUAAAAAAAAAACAAUUUUAUUAAUCAAUUUUAUGAUUACAACUCAUAAGAAAGAACAAAAGCAAACUGAAAGAAAAUACAAUACAAGAAAUGUAAACUAAACUAAGAACAUAUUACAAAAGAAAUACAAAGAAAACAUAAAACAACGGUGACUGAGGCACGUGAAGAUCACGCUUCCCUUAAAACAGAUUUCGGGCCACCCAGGUGAACCCGUCUGUUUCCCAGGGUACAACAGCCUGAGCAGAUUGUACUGCCGGGAUUAGCCUAGCACUUGAAAAAAAUAUCUGAAACAAGAGUGCGUAGAGAUCCAAAAUUAGAGAAUUCGUUUGAAGUUGUGUGUGUUGUAUGAACUAUGCAAUUUUCAGUGUUCUGUGUCUCCUAAACAAAGCAUACAACUUUGUAUAUAAUGCUGUUUAGAAUUCCAAAAUGAAAGGUCAUAAUUGACUACAUAAUUCAAUAAAAAUUAAGUCUCAAAUUCAAUGAGAACUUAAUUCAACUUCACCAGUAGGAAUCUGAACAGUCACCAGACCACUUGCUCAAGCCACACAGACCAAGACGCAUCUAAAAAAUAGUAAAGGCGGCUCGCGGCGAUGCGAGCGUGCGAAGUGCGCCACAUUGCCCUCGUCCCGGUCCCAUGCCCGGGCGCGUGCCGGGUGCUUCGCACCCUCCUGGCUACCACUGGGUGUGAGCUGUCACGUAAGAAUACAUUCGUGUAGAAAAUCAUAAUUAUCAAUGCAUAAAAGAUUUAUCUCUCCACCUAUGUGGAACAAACUCAAUUUCCCACAUAUUUAUGGUUCCAACACACAACCUUAAUGCUUAAGAUCUCUCAUUCAUCUUGACUUAUUUAUUAAAUAAUCAUUAUAUUAAAUCAUAAUAUAAUAUUACUUAUAAAAUUUCCAACACUGAGUUCAAUUCCCACAAAGGGGUUUUCCCAGAUUCAUUGGUUUCCUCCUGAAUUGGUGUAUAUGCAUUAUUGCCUAGUACAGAUGGAUAUGAUCAGGUGGUUCUUCUGAUGACGCGAUGAUACUCCAGUGGUCCUUCAGUGAUCCAAAUUUAGCGUUAAAAAAUCAAAUCAUAAUUUAGCUAACAGGCUUGUAGGGGUAAAGAUUGGCUUUUAUAUUUUUAUUUACAGAUGGUGUAGAGAGUUCCCUAAGAGGGGUAAAUGCUUAUGAUUUUUCUCGACCACCAAGAAAUGAAAAAAUCAGUAAGGUUUAGUCA